CUCGAGUUCAUGCCGGUUAAUUUGCAGCCGGUUUUGUGGAUGGUUCUGUCAGACUAUAUGACAUCUGGACACCCGACAUGCUGGUUUGUACAACAAGGCCACGCACUCAGCAAAUAGAAAGAGUUGUUGGUAUUGGCUUUCAACCUGGACUUGAUCAAGGAAAGAUUGUUAGUGCAUCUCAGGCCGGUGAUAUUCAGUUCCUCAAUAUUAGAAAUCAGAGAGAUGCAUACCUUACAAUCGUUGCUCACCGAGGAUCACUUACAGCUUUAGCCGUUCACAGACAUGCUCCUAUAAUUGCCAGUGGCUCGGCGAAACAGCUAAUCAAGGUCUUCAGUCUGGAAGGUGAGCCACUCGGCACCAUUUGAUACCAACAUACAUUCAUGGCCCAGAAGAUUGGUUCUGUGAGCUGCCUUACCUUCCAUCCCUACCAAGUCUUACUCACUGCCGGUGCUGCUGAUGCCUGUGUAUCUAUCUAUGCCGAUGACAACUCUCAUACAAGAUGAAUGUUUGGAUUCUUUCAUGAUCUCUCGAAAUCCAGGAGGCUGCAUGAAGCGAAUUAAACCGUUUUUCAUCGAAGUCGGAGAUCCAAUGUUAAUGGUUGCAAAAGAAAUAUUCAAGUCCAGAUUAGCAUUCGAUUGUUCGGGGAUAUUCUGUCGCCAGAUUUAUAAUUCCACUGUGGAUGUAUAUU
Hibiscus syriacus is the source of this 688-nucleotide messenger RNA. Its product is annotated as regulatory-associated protein of TOR 1-like. The record is from RefSeq and is a predicted model, not a curated record. Bases 78 to 365 code for a protein of 95 amino acids. Lineage: Eukaryota; Viridiplantae; Streptophyta; Magnoliopsida; Malvales; Malvaceae. Gene Ontology annotation, biological process: positive regulation of cell growth; regulation of autophagy; TOR signaling. The transcript has 3 exons. Gene Ontology annotation, cellular component: cytoplasm; TORC1 complex. Gene Ontology annotation, molecular function: protein-macromolecule adaptor activity; protein binding.